This is a messenger RNA of Stegostoma tigrinum, 1991 nucleotides long. It is a transcript of the gene dcaf13, whose product is annotated as ddb1 and cul4 associated factor 13. The record is from RefSeq and is a predicted model, not a curated record. Gene Ontology annotation, biological process: maturation of SSU-rRNA from tricistronic rRNA transcript (SSU-rRNA, 5.8S rRNA, LSU-rRNA). Gene Ontology annotation, cellular component: small-subunit processome; nucleolus. The transcript is spliced from 11 exons. Gene Ontology annotation, molecular function: protein binding. Lineage: Eukaryota; Metazoa; Chordata; Chondrichthyes; Orectolobiformes; Stegostomatidae. Bases 176 to 1513 code for a protein of 445 amino acids.
GCAAAGGUCAGGGCGCCGCUAUCGCUCCGCCCCCUGCAUUAACGUUUUCGCGGCGGGGCCUGGUGAUUCGUGUUCUCACAAAUGGACAGAGGUCAUGGCCAAAUUUGAAAGCGAGUUUUGAUGAGAUUUACAUAGACGCUGGUGGUGGGCUAGACUGGAAUUGGCUUUCCACGCGAUGAAGGUGAAGAUCUUGUCUCGCAAUCCGGACGAUUACGUUCGAGAAACGAAGAAUGACAUUCAGAGAGUUCCAAGGAAUUAUGAUCCUGUACUGCAUCCUUUUGAGGUACCGAGGGAAUACACGAGAGCACUAAAUGCAACCAAACUGGAAAGGGUUUUUGCUAAACCUUUUGUAGCAUCGCUGGAUGGCCAUGGGGAUGGAGUGCAUUGUAUGGCCAAACAGUUUAAGAGUUUAUCCACAAUAAUCUCUGGGGCUUGCAAUGGUGAGAUAAAAGUUUGGAACUUAAUGAAUCGUCAAUGCAUCCGCACUGUACAAGCACAUACCGGUUUCGUCAGAGGGCUCUGUUCCAGAUUCUGUGGUACAUCCUUCUUUUCGGUUGGUGAUGAUAAGACAAUCAAACAAUGGAAAAUGGAGGGGCCUUCAUUUGAGGAGCAAGAAGAACCAAUACAUACAAUACUAGGCAAGACUGUUUACACUGGAAUUGAUCACCAUUGGAAGGAUAGUGUGUUUGCAACCUGUGGGCAGCAGGUGGACGUUUGGGAUGAGCAGAGGAGCAGCCCAAUUCGCUCAUUUACUUGGAGUGUGGACAGUAUCAACAGCAUUAAAUUCAACCCAAUAGAGACUUACCUUCUUGCAAGCUGUGCCUCAGAUAGAAAUAUUGCUCUGUAUGACAUAAGACAGGCAACCCCCUUGAAAAAGGUCAUUAUGGACCUACGAACCAAUGCUAUAUGUUGGAACCCCUUGGAAGCCUUUAUUUUUACAGGAGCGAAUGAGGAUUACAACUUAUAUACAUUUGACAUGCGCUAUCUUGAUAGUCCUGUAAUGGUGCAUAUGGAUCAUGUAUCGGCGGUACUUGAUGUUGAUUACUCUCCGACAGGAAAAGAAUUUGUCUCGGCCAGCUUUGAUAAAUCUAUACGUAUUUUCCCUACAGACAAAGGGCACAGCAGGGAGGUGUACCAUACAAAACGUAUGCAGCACGUCAUGUGUAUAAAGUGGUCUGCUGAUAACAAGUAUAUACUUUGUGGUUCUGAUGAAAUGAAUAUCCGUUUGUGGAAGGCUAAUGCUUCUGAAAAGCUUGGUGUGCUUGCACCAAGGGAAAAAGCAAGUUUGAACUACAAUCAAAAACUGAAAGAAAAAUUCCAACAUCAUCCUCACAUCAAACGUAUAGCCCGUCACCGCCAUUUGCCGAAAAUGAUUUACAAUCAGUCAAAGGAACUUCGUAUCAUGAGGGAAGCUCGCCGCAGAAAGGAACUGAAUCGCCGCAAGUACAAAAAGCCAGGUUCUGUGCCAUUGGUCUCCGAGAGGAAGAAGCAUAUUGUUGCUGUGGUAAAAUAGUUAUUCUGUGAGGGUGGAAGAAAGACCUCUUAAGCAUUGGAUAAGACGUCAGAAGUGAAUUUUGUUAGAAAUAGAUGGGAGGUACAAAUAAUGUUGCCUCAGUCCUUAAGAUACUUCUUUCAGAAACUGGGAUAAACAUUGGAAAUAUAUCUUCAUUAAGAAUUUUAUGUAUAAGCCUUUUCAGUGGACAUAUUUAAAUUAUCUCGAUAUAAAUUUUCUAGUAAUGUAUCAUGUGGAACUGAAACUAUGCCAACUAUCCAGUAACUAGGAUACACUUUACAUUAUUAAAGCCUUGGUGUUCAAUAACUUCGACAAAUUUAAUUCCUCCCUCUUUAAUGGUGGUAAUACGGUAUUAAAGUAUAGAGUGAAAGUAAUUUGAAGAUAAUUGAACUCUUUAAAAAUGAUAUGUUGUGUAAAUAAUCUUGGAAAAGCUUAGUUUCAGAGACUUAAUUGACAAAUAAAUGAUAAUGUUUAAGUA